AUGAUAUUAUACACCGCAGUCGAUAAAUCUACAUUACGGCCUCGUUGCAGCCGGACGGUUCGUUGUCCCGCGGCGGUAAAUGCCACCGAUGUAAAAUGAAAACAUAUUUCAACGAUUUUUUUUUUUUUUUAAUACGUUUAACAGAACUUCGCUCAGAAUCGGUUUUCGUUUGCAAUGCGAUUCGCUGCGUACAGUAAUAAUUUUGAUUACACCUUACGCGUCUUACUUUCGGAACUCCACGCUCACAACAGUGGCACACCCAUCAGCAUAACUGGUUUCAUUAUUAUUAUUUUUUUUUUUUUAAUUCGGUAUAAAAAUAAUCGCAAAGACCUGAAAUUUACAUUUUAAAAUUUAAUACGAGGUUAAUUAUAAGUUAUACAAAAUGGUAAAAAAUAAAAAGACGAGCGUAAUAAGUAGUUUUUUUUCAUAAUCGUGUUUUAAGUUGGAAUCCGUAAAAAUUACAGCAUUUCAAAAGAAUCAUUUUUCGUUAAUGAUGAUUUAUCAUUGCGUACAGAUAUCAAUUGUAAAUUAAAUAAUUCUAUACUCUCUGUGUUCACAACUUCUCACCUACAACAGUGUCGGCUAUUUAUUUUGUUUUGUUAAUGUCUAUAAACAACUUUCAAUCGCUACAAUACCUACGCCUUACUUUCUUCAGACGAAACACGGUCCGGUGCGAAUCUACAGCUCUUUUAUCCGGAACAUUUGAUCACGGGCGAAGAAUCCGCGGCACAUUUGAUCACGCCCGUGGAUAUUUCGCUGGACGGAAAAUCAUCGACCUGGUGUUUGAACCGUCGAAUCCUCAGUAUCCUCGCCGAACAGUGCACCGGGCUACAAGGAGUUUGGAUGUUCCACUCGUUCGGCGGGGGUACCGAGCCCGGUUAUACUGCGCUACUCAUGGUUCGGCUUAAUAUCAAUUGCCCGGAGAAAAACAAAUUUCAAAUCGCCGUUUAUCCGGCACCUCGAGUGAGUCAACAGUACGGAAUUACUGUUAACCUGACCGGUGACUUGCCGCCUGUAUAA
This is a messenger RNA of Cinara cedri, 1020 nucleotides long. The record is from the annotation of a GenBank genome assembly. NCBI's taxonomy places the organism in Eukaryota, Metazoa, Arthropoda, Insecta, Hemiptera, Aphididae.